AUGAAUCUCUUUUUUCCCCGACAAAAACCUAAAACUAACACUAAAGAUGCUAUUGUUCGCCUUCGAGAUACUUUGCAAAUGCUAGAAAAACGUGAAAGCCAUUUGCAAACCAAAAUAGAUUCAGAAAUGAGGAUCGCAAGGUCAAAUGCAACCACUAACAAGAGAGCCGCACUGAUGGCCCUCAAACGAAAAAAGCAAUAUGAUAAUCAAAUUGAAAAAAUAGGAGGAGCACGAAUUACAAUUGAAGCUCAAGUCAUGGCAAUUGAAAAUGCAAAUGUUAAUUUGGAGACCAUUAAAGCUAUGGAACAGGGUGCAGAGGCAAUGAGAACAAUACAUGGAUCUAUGGAUAUAAAUAAAGUGGAUGAUACGAUGGAUUCCAUACGUGAACAAAUGGAUUUGGCAGAUGAAAUCUCAAAUGCGAUUUCUGUUCCGAUGAUCGGCAUCGAGUUGGAUGAUGAUGAACUAACAGCAGAAUUAGAAGUACUGGAACAAGAAAUCCUUGACGAGCAAUUACUUAAUGCUCCACAAAUUACUGCCCCGAAUGUACCUACAAUUGAACCUGGUAUUAAAGCGAGAAAUAAAAUUGUUGAAGAUCCUGAUGAAGAAGAGGAACUAGCACAAUUAAGAGCAACCAUGGCCAUUUAA
Molecule: messenger RNA, 645 nt
Organism: Diversispora eburnea
Lineage: Eukaryota; Fungi; Glomeromycota; Glomeromycetes; Diversisporales; Diversisporaceae
Source: the annotation of a GenBank genome assembly